CGAAGUCUCCGCCCCCUCCGAGGAGUUUCCCAAAACCCAGCGCGGCAGGCGUCAGCCGUGCUAAGAUGGCGACUCCCAUGCAUCGGCUCAUUGCUCGGAGACAAGCUGAAGCAAACAAGCAACAUGUAAGAUGUCAGAAAUGCUUGGAAUUUGGACAUUGGACUUAUGAAUGCACAGGAAAAAGAAAAUACCUACAUAGGCCUUCAAGAACAGCAGAACUAAAGAAAGCUUUAAAAGAAAAAGAAAACAGAUUAUUAUUACAACAAAGCAUUGGAGAAACUAAUGCAGAAAGAAAGACCAAGAAAAAAAGGUCUAAGAGUGUAACCAGUUCCAGUAGCAAUAGCAGUGACAGUUCAGCCAGUGAUUCUUCAUCAGAGAGUGAAGAGACGUCUACCUCAUCCUCCUCAGAGGACAGUGACUCUGAUGAAAGCUCUUCCAGCUCAUCAUCUUCAGCCUCCUCCACAAGCUCUUCCUCAUCUUCUGAUUCAGACUCAGAUUCCAGCUCUUCCAGUAGCAGCAGCACCAGCACAGAUAGUAGCUCCGAGGAUGAACCACCAAAGAAGAAGAAAAAGAAAUAGAAUUGCUCCAUCCAUAUUGAACUGAUGGACUGAAAACAUUAAUGUGAUUCUCAGAAGGGAAUUUAGAAUGUGUUAAGGCCAAAUAGGUUAACUGGUCAAAAUUUUUAGAGUUCAAAAGUUUCUAAAUGUUUUACAUUGUAAGAGCAUAAAGAGUAUUAGUAAUGGAUUAUAUAUAUAAAGAGUUUUUUAUUUUAGGGGUGAAUCUUGUUUUUCUUUUUUAUCUUUAAAAUAUAUCUUUAAAAUUAAUCAAAACUGAAAUCUGGUAAACCUGUUUUUGUGAUGAAACCUAUCUUUUCUCUCUGUGAAAUAAAUGCCAUACUUUGUUAUAUGUUAGUGCUACAUAUCAGACAUGUUUUCAGGAUAAUGCAUCAGAAAACCUGGCAGUGAA
Hippopotamus amphibius kiboko is the source of this 966-nucleotide messenger RNA. RefSeq names its product zinc finger CCHC-type containing 10 (gene ZCCHC10). The record is from RefSeq and is a predicted model, not a curated record. Gene Ontology annotation, molecular function: zinc ion binding; nucleic acid binding. The coding region runs from base 66 to 578 and encodes 170 amino acids. The transcript is spliced from 4 exons. Lineage: Eukaryota; Metazoa; Chordata; Mammalia; Artiodactyla; Hippopotamidae.